Molecule: messenger RNA, 258 nt
Organism: Nannizzia gypsea CBS 118893
Lineage: Eukaryota; Fungi; Ascomycota; Eurotiomycetes; Onygenales; Arthrodermataceae
Exons: 2
Coding region: 1-258 (85 amino acids)
Source: RefSeq, a predicted model, not a curated record
AUGGAGACGACAAGGGAGAUGGAGACGACGACGGGGGUCGAGACAAGGCCAGCUUGCCAUCACCGUCGCAUUCCUCACACUGCCAACUGCAACUCCAUUCGGAGAUUGUCGAAUAUAAGACGGCUACGGAGUACUGGAGAUAAUAAUGACAGGGAGGUGUCCACCCCCCAGGCCAAGGCAUCGGGCAGACGACCCAGCUUGAGAAGGAGGGAGAGGAAGAGACACGGCCCAGGAUUUGCUGCCAUGUGGAGGAGGUAG